Messenger RNA from Pseudonaja textilis, 18342 nucleotides. RefSeq names its product FAT atypical cadherin 3 (gene FAT3). Gene Ontology annotation, cellular component: plasma membrane. The record is from RefSeq and is a predicted model, not a curated record. Gene Ontology annotation, biological process: homophilic cell-cell adhesion. Gene Ontology annotation, molecular function: calcium ion binding. NCBI's taxonomy places the organism in Eukaryota, Metazoa, Chordata, Lepidosauria, Squamata, Elapidae.
UGUGAUGGAGAAGAAGAUGGGCCACUGGUCAUAUCCUUUGGCGCCUGCUUCCGGCCUUGUCUUCCUGCUUGUGCAGCUUUUGGGUAACAUCUGUCAUGGCCUUCAAGGGAGUUUACCACUGGGCUUCCACUUCACACAUUCCCUUUACAACACCACGGUGUAUGAAAACUCAGCGGCACGGACUUACUUGAACAGCCAAAGCAGAAUGGGCAUCGCGAUGGCUGACUUCUCUUGGGACAUCAAAUAUAGGAUUGUGUCUGGCGAUGAUGAAGGUUUCUUCAAAGCAGAGGAAGUGGCAAUAGCUGAUUUUUGUUUCCUUAGGAUAAGAACUAAAGGGGGGAAUUCCGCCAUACUCAAUCGAGAAAUCCAGGACAAUUAUUUAUUGGUAAUAAAAGGUUCUGUCCGGGGAGAAGACUUGGAAGCUUGGACGAAAGUGAACAUACAGGUGUUGGACAUGAAUGAUUUACGACCUUUAUUUUCACCCACCACCUAUUCUGUAACAAUACCUGAAAGCACACCUUUGAGGACUAGUAUCGCGCAGGUCACCGCAACAGAUGCUGAUAUUGGUUCGAAUGGCGAAUUCUAUUAUUACUUUAAAAAUAAAGUUGAUCUGUUCUCAGUCCAUCCCACCAGCGGGGUUAUCUCCUUAAGCGGCAGGCUAAACUAUGACGAGAAGAACCGCUAUGACCUUGAAGUUCUGGCUGUGGACCGAGGGAUGAAGCUGUAUGGCAACAACGGAGUAAGCAGCACUGCCAAACUUUACAUUCAUAUUGAACGUAUAAAUGAGCAUGCUCCAACUAUUAAUGUUGUGACGCAUGCCCCCUUCCCUUUAGAUAAGGAGUCUACAUAUGCUGUAGUUAACAUUGAUGAUCUAGAUGAAGGUGCCAACGGUGAAAUUGAAUCCCUUUCUAUCGUUGCUGGAGAUCCCUUGGAGUACUUUCAGUUGGUCAAGGAGGGGAGAUGGUUGAACGAGUACAAAAUCAAAGAAAAAAAGGCCUUUGAUUGGGACACUUUCCCGUAUGGUUACAAUCUUACUUUGCAAGCCAAAGACAAGGGGUCUCCUCAAAAGUUCUCAGCUAUGAAACUGGUCCAUAUUGCCAGCCCUAAGAAGGAGAACAAUCCGGUCAAAUUUGAAAAAGAAACUUAUGAUGUCGCGAUCAGCGAAUUCUCUCCUCCUGGAGUAGUUGUUGCCAUUGUUAAAUUAACCCCAGAAACCCAGGGAGAAGAAUAUAAAUUAACUCUCAGCGAAGAUGCACAAUAUUUUAAGAUAAAUCCCAAAACAGGGCUACUUACCACAGCGCUUCUUUUAAAAAUUGUGGACAAGGAAUUGUAUGACUUGGAAGUCACAAAUAAAGAAGGGGACUUAAAAGCACAUGUGGCUGUGAGAAUUGAAGAUGCCAACGAUCAUAUUCCAGAGUUCACCCAGCCUUUGUACAGCACCUAUAUCAAUGAAAGCAUUCCUGUGGGAACUGAUAUCCUAUCAAUUUCUGCCUUUGACAAAGAUCGUGGGGAAAAUGGCUACAUCACGUACAGCAUCGCUAGUUUAAAUUCCCUCCCCUUUUCCAUCAACCAGUUUACUGGGGUUAUUAGCACGUCCGAAGAACUGGAUUUUGAGUCCUCCCCAGAGAGUUACCGCUUUAUUGUGAGGGCUUCGGAUUGGGGGUCCCCUUACCGCCACGAAAGUGAGGUAAAUGUCACUAUUGUCAUAGGCAACGUGAACGACAACAAGCCGCUCUUUGAGAAGGUGGCUUGUCAAGGAGUCAUCUCGUCAGAUUUUCCUGUUGGUGGGCACAUCACAGCUGUCUCUGCUAUAGACAUCGAUGAGCUGGAACUGGUGAAAUACAAAAUUAUUUCAGGUAAUGAAUUGGGUUUUUUUUAUCUGAAUCCAGACUCGGGAGUUCUACAGCUUAAAAAGUCUCUUGGUGGUGCUGGAAUCAAGGCCAAUAAUUUUGGACUUCGGAUCACGGCAACCGAUGGGGAAUAUUUUGCAGACUCUAUGUUUGUCAAUAUUUCAGUAGUUCAUGGAAAGGUCUCUUCCAAAACCUUUAGCUGCAGAGAGACCAGGGUUGCUCAGAGGUUGGCAGAGAAGCUGCUGAAAAAGGCCAAGGCCAAUGUCAAACUUAAUUCAGAAGAUGGCUUUCUUGAUUUUUAUUCUGUGAACAGGCAGGCCCCACAUUUUGAUAAAUCCUUUCCCUCGGACCUGUCAGUCAGAGAAGAUCUCCCUGUUGGUGCUACCAUACAUCGAAUCAAGGCCUACGAUGCUGAUUCUGGCUUUAACGGGAAGGUCCUGUACACCAUAUCAGCUGGUAACACUGACAGCUGUUUCAACCUUGAAAUGGAGACGGGUCUGCUGAAGGUCCUUAUGGCUCUGGAUCGCGAGAGGACAGAACUGUAUCUUCUUAAUAUUACCAUCUACGACUUGGGGAACCCCCAGAAAGCCACCUGGAGAUUACUUACCAUCACCGUUGAAGAUGCUAACGAUAACAAGCCAGUAUUUUUGCAGGAAAGUUACACUGUUAAUAUUUUGGAAAGUACAAGUAUCGGUGUGGAAAUUAUCCAAGUAGAGGCCAGGGACCGAGAUCUGGGAAUAAAUGGAGAAGUGGUUUACUCUAUCUUGACAGACACACGGCAAUUUGUAAUCAAUAGCUCCACGGGGAUCGUUUACGUGGGCGAUCAUUUGGACAGAGAAGCCAAGGCAAAUUUUACAUUAAAGAUAGAAGCAAGGGACAGAGCAGAGAAUGGGCACCAGCAGUUUUCUGUGGUUCCCUUAAAGAUUUUUUUGGACGACGUCAACGAUUGCGCUCCGGUUUUCAUCCCACCCAGCUAUAGUGUGAAAGUCUUGGAAGAUUUACCCGUUGGUACUGUCAUCGCUUGGCUUGAAACCCAAGAUCCAGAUCUUGGUCUCGGGGGACAAGUGCGUUACUCUUUGGUGAAUGAUUACAAUGGAAGAUUUGAAAUUGACAAGUCCAGCGGUGCUAUCCGGCUCAGCAAAGAACUCGAUUACGAGAAGCAGCAGUUCUACAAUUUGACCGUACGAGCCAAGGAUAAGGGGCGCCCCGUUUCCUUAUCCUCGGUGUCCUUUGUGGAAAUCGAAGUGGUGGAUGUGAAUGAAAAUCUCUACACACCUUAUUUUUCUGACUUUGUGGUCAUUGGCUCCGUGAAGGAAAACUCCCGCAUCGGCACAAGUGUUUUGCAAGUCAACGCAAGUGAUGACGACACCGGCAGGGAUGGCGAGAUCCAGUAUUCCAUCCGUGACGGCAGUGGACUUGGACGUUUCAACAUAGAUGAAGAAACGGGAGUUAUAUACACAGGCGAUAUCCUUGAUCGAGAGACAACUCAGUCCUACUGGCUAACCGUGUAUGCCGCAGACCGUGGAGUUGUUCCUCUUUAUACCACCAUUGAGGUCUACAUUGAAGUGGAAGACGUAAAUGACAAUGCGCCCUUGACUUCCGAACCCAUUUAUUAUCCGUCUGUUUUGGAAAAUUCCCCGAAGGAUGUUUCAGUCAUUCAGAUACAGGCACAAGAUCCUGAUUCCAGCACUACUGAAAGGAUGACGUACAGGAUUACAAGUGGAAACCCCCAAAACUUUUUUGCCAUCAACACCAAAACGGGGCUCAUAACCACAACUUCAAGGAAGCUAGAUCGUGAACAGCAGCCAGAACACUUUCUUGAGGUCACAGUAACGGAUGGAGGGGUGUCUCCCAAGCAGUCCACGGUAUGGCUGGUGGUCCAGGUUUUGGAUGAAAACGAUAACAAGCCUCAGUUCCCAGAGAAAGUCUAUCAGGUCAAGUUGCCCGAAAGGGACCGAAAGAAGAGAGGGGAGCCCAUAUACCGAGCCUUUGCCUUCGACAAGGAUGAAGGCCCCAACGCAGAGAUUUCCUACAGCAUUGUGGAUGGAAACGAAGACGCCAAGUUCUUCAUUGACCCCAAGACUGGAAUGGUUUCUUCGCGAAAGCAGUUCACUGCGGGCAGCUAUGAUAUCUUAACGAUCAAAGCAGUUGACAACGGCCGGCCCCAGAAGUCUUCUACAGCACGCCUUCACAUUGAAUGGAUUAAGAAACCACCUCCAUCCCUCGUUCCUCUGACUUUCGAUGAGCCCUUCUAUAACUUCACCAUCAUGGAAAGCGACCGAGUGACUGAAAUCGUCGGCGUGGUCUCCGUCCAACCUGCUAACAUCCCCUUGUGGUUUGACAUCGUUGGGGGGAAUUUCGAGAGCUCUUUUGAAGCGGACAAAGGUGUGGGGACAAUUGUCGUCGCAAAACCCUUGGAUGCGGAGCAGAGGUCGAUGUACAACAUGACAGUGGAAGUCACCGAUGGAACCAAUGUAGCCAGCACUCAGGUAUUGAUCAAAGUUUUGGACAACAACGAUAAUGGUCCAGAAUUUUCCCACCCACACUACGACGUGAUGAUUUCUGAGGACAUCAUGCCUGACACCGAGAUCCUUCAAGUAGAAGCCAUGGACAGAGAUGAGAAGCACAAGCUCAGCUACAUCAUUCACAGCAGCCUCGACUCGAUCAGCAUGAGAAAAUUCAGGAUGGAUCCCAACACAGGCGUGCUGUAUACCGCUGAGCGUUUAGACCACGAAGCCCAAGAUAAGCACAUCCUGAACAUAAUGGUUCGAGACCAGGAGUUUCCCUAUCGGCGUAACUUGGCGAGGGUCAUUGUAAAUGUGGAGGAUUCCAAUGAUCACAGCCCUUACUUCACUAGUCCUCUGUACGAAGCCUCUGUGUUCGAAUCAGCUGCCAUCGGAUCUGCAGUUUUGCAGGUCACUGCCCUGGACAAAGAUAAAGGAGAGAACGCAGAGUUGAUGUAUACCAUCGAAGCAGGGAAUACCGGAAACACCUUCAGAAUUGAACCAAUUCUAGGCAUCAUCACCGUGCUGAAAGAACCAGACCUGACCACCAUGAACCAGUUUGUGCUAUCAGUUAAAGCGGCCGACCAGGGUUCUCCCCCAUUGUCAGCUACUGCCAUUGUCCGCAUAUCUGUGACGAUGUCGGACAACUCCCACCCCAAAUUCACACACAAGGAAUGGCAAGCUGAAAUAAAUGAAAAUGUUGAUUUUGGGACUUCGGUUAUCCAAGUCUCGGCAAUCAGUCAGUCUACAUUAGUGUACGAACUCAAAGAUGGCAAUAUAGAUGGAGCCUUCGUGAUCAACCCUUAUUCUGGAGUCAUCACGAGCCAGAAGUCUCUUGAUUAUGAACACAUUUCCUCUUAUCAGCUCACAGUGCAAGCCACAAACAUGGCAGGGAUGGCAUCAAAUGCCACUGUAAACAUCCAGAUAGUUGAUGAAAAUGACAACCCACCAGUUUUUCUUUUUUCUCAAUACUUAGGCAGCAUCAGUGAAGCCGCCCCUAUAAAUAGCAUUGUCCGGAGCGUGGGAAACAAUCCACUUGUGAUACGAGCCACAGAUACAGAUAGCAAUCAAAAUGCACUGCUCGUCUACCAGAUUGUUGAGUCAACUGCCAAGAAUUAUUUUACAGUAGACUCCAGCACAGGUGCAAUUAGAACAAUUGCUGAUUUGGAUCACGAAACCAUCGCACAUUUCUACUUCCAUGUUCACGUUCGAGAUAGUGGCAAUCCCCAGCUUACCGCAGAAAGUCCCGUGGAAGUUACCAUUGAUGUAACGGAUGUCAAUGAUAAUCCUCCAGUGUUCAGCCAGGCAAUGUUUGAAACCAUCUUGCUUUUACCAACUUACGUGGGAGUGGAGGUUCUUCAAGUCAAGGCCAUGGACCCAGAUUUAGAAGUCCCAUCUGAACUGACUUACAGCCUGAUUGAAGGGAACACAGAAUAUUUUCUUGUUGAUUCAAUUUCUGGGGUGUUAACCAUAAAAAACAACAGCCUUUCCAAAGACCAUUACAUGCUGAUCGUUAAAGUAUCCGAUGGGAAAUUUUAUAGUAGUGCUAUAGUGACAAUAAUGGUCAAGGAAGCCAUGGAUAGCGGUCUCCACUUCACUCAAGGCCAUUAUUCCACAUCAAUCUUGGAGAACAGCACCAAUGUCACCAAGGUAGCAGUGGUCAAUGCGAUUGGAAACCGUCUCAACGAGCCCUUGAAGUAUAGCAUAUUAAACCCAGGGAACAAAUUCAAGAUCAAACCUACUUUAGGCCUUAUUCAAACUGUUGGCCUCCCAUUUGACAGAGAAGAACAGGAAUUAUAUGAAUUGGUGGUGGAGGCUAGUCGUGAGGUGGACCAUCUGCGGGUGGCCAGAGUGGUUGUCCGAGUCCUCAUUGAAGACAUCAAUGACAAUGCUCCAGUAUUUGUUGGACUUCCAUACUAUGCUGCUGUUCAGGUUGAGGCUGACCCUGGCACUCUGAUAUACCGAGUGAGGGCCAUUGAUAAAGACAAGGGUGCAAAUGGAGAUGUAUCUUACCUACUGAAGGAGGACUAUGGCCACUUUGAAAUCGACAGUCGUAGUGGGAGUAUCACCUUGAAAGCACCCUUUAACUCCGACUUAUCCAAUAUAGAAUAUUUAAUUAUAGUCAUAGCUAAAGAUGGAGGUGACCCAUCGCUGUCUGCUUCUGUGGAACUGCCCAUCACCAUUGUUAAUAAGGCCAUGCCCGUCUUUGACAAGCCCUUCUACACAGCGUCUGUCAAUGAAGACAUAGAAAUGAACACGCCAAUCCUGAGUAUCAAUGCUACCAGCCCAGAAGGUCAAGGUAUCAUUUACAUAAUAGUAGACGGGGAUCCUUAUAAUCAGUUCAACAUUGACUUUGACACAGGAGUCCUCAGUGUCAUCAGUCCAUUAGACUAUGAACUCAAUCCCAUUUUUAAGUUGACGGUGAGAGCCAGUGAUGCUCUUACUGGCGCCCGAGCUGAAGUUACAGUGGACUUAAUUAUCAAGGAUGUCAAUGACAAUGCUCCAGUGUUUGACCACUUUGCUUAUAACGCCACCUUAACCGAAGCCUCCUUGAUUGGGACUCCGGUCUUGCAGGUCAUUGCUACUGAUGCAGAUUCCGACAAUAACAAAAUCAUCCAGUAUCAGAUAGUCCAGGACACUUUCAAUAGCACGGAUUAUUUCCAUAUCGAUGGGACAAGUGGACUGAUCCUAACUGCCCGCUUGUUGGACCAUGAAGUGAUGCAGCAAUGCAGCUUAAAAGUACGGGCCACCGAUAAUGGAUUCCCACCUCUAAGCAGUGAAGUUCUUGUUAACAUCUACGUGACCGAUAUGAAUGACAACCCUCCUAUUUUUAAUCAGUUGAUAUAUGAAUCCUACGUCAGUGAAUUAGCUCCUCGGGGCCAUUUUGUGACCUGCGUCCAGGCUUCUGAUGCAGACAGCUCCGAUUUUGACCGAUUGGAGUACAGCAUCUUGUCUGGAAAUGACCGUACCAGUUUUGUGAUGGAUACCAAGAGCGGCGUCAUCACACUCUCAAAUCAUCGGAAGCAGAGAAUGGAGUCAAUGUACAGCUUGAACGUUUCUGUUUCUGAUGGUUUGUUUACCAGCACUGCUCAAGUGCAUAUCCAGAUUCUUGGAGCUAAUUUGUACAGCCCUGUAUUCACACAAAGUAUUUAUGUGGCAGAAGUCAGAGAAAACGCUGUCCCGGGAACCAGGGUGAUCCACGUAAAAGCAACCGAUGGAGAUUUGGGCAUCUAUGGUCAGAUCAGUUACUCCAUCAUCAAUGACUUUGCCAAAGACAGAUUUGUCAUUGACAACAAAGGUCAGAUCCUCACCACAGAGAAACUCGAUAGGGAACUCCCUUUAGAAGGUGACAUCACUAUAUUUUUAAGAGCUCUCGAUGGUGGAGGGAGGAGCACCUUCUGCACGGUCCGAGUCAUAGUGGUGGAUGAGAAUGACAACGCCCCACAGUUCAUGACCGUGGAGUAUAGAGCAAGUGUCAAAGCAGAUGUUGGGAAAGGUCACUUAGUCACCCAGGUCCAAGCUCUUGAUCCUGAUGAUGGUGCCAAUGCUAGGAUUGUCUACUCGCUGUAUAGCGAAGCCUCUGUUUCUGUUGCGGAUCUCCUGGAAAUUGACCCAGACAAUGGGUGGAUGGUAACCAAGGGGAACUUCAACCAGCUGAAAAAUACGGUGCUAUCUUUUUUUGUCAAAGCGGUUGACGGUGGCAUUCCUGUACGGCAUUCCCUUAUCCCUGUGUACAUACAUGUUUUACCUCCAGAAACCAUCUUGCCUUCAUUUUCUCAACCUCAGUAUUCCUUUACAGUAUCAGAAGAUGCCCUCAUAGGGAGCACAAUCGAUGCGCUUCAUGUGUUGCCUAACCAAGGCGUCGUCUACAGCACAGUCAACGGCGAAUUGACCGGAAACAACAAGGAUGGAGUUUUCAUUAUAGAGCAAGACACGGGCAUUAUAAAACUGGACAAGAGGCUUGACCAUGAGGCAGACCCUGCAUUUCAUUUUAAAGUGGCUGCAACCCUGCAGCUUGAAAAGGUGGACAUUGUGGUAAUCGUGGACGUGGAUAUUAAAGUUCUAGAUAUUAACGACAACAAGCCAAUUUUUGAGGCAGCCAAGUAUGACACAAUCAUAAUGGAGGGAAUGCCAAUAGGGACUAAACUUGUACAAGUCAAAGCAACCGACGCAGAUUCGGGGGCCAACGGACAAGUCACCUAUUCUCUCUUAACAGAACUGGAUAUUGACCGGAUCUCGGAGGUGUUCACCAUUGACGGCAACAGUGGCUGGAUCAGCACCUUGAAAGAUUUAGACCAUGAGACAGAUCCCACUUUUGCCUUCACGGUGGUUUCUUCUGACCUGGGAGAAGCCCUCUCCCUUUCCUCCACCACCUUAAUCUCCGUCACCGUGACAGACAUCAACGACAAUGCUCCCGUAUUCCAGCAGGAGAUGUACAGAGGGUCUGUGAAAGAGAGUGACCCUCCAGGAGAAGUCGUGGCUGUCCUUAGCACUUGGGAUGAAGAUACAUCUGACAUCAACCAUCAAAUUAGCUACCAUAUUACAGGAGGAAACCCCAAAGGGAAGUUUGCUCUUGGCCUGGUUCAGAAUGAAUGGAAGGUAUAUGUCAAGAGACCUCUGGAUCGAGAAGAGCAGGAUGUCUACCUGCUGAACAUUACAGCCACGGAUGGACUGUUCGUAACCCAGAGUGCGGUGGAAGUGACCGUCACGGAUGUUAAUGACAACAGUCCUGUCUGCGAUCAGGUUACAUACAUGGCAAUAUUCCCUGAGGACAUCCCUCCCAACAAAAUUAUCCUUAAAAUGGGUGCGCGAGAUGUAGACAUUGGCUCCAACGGUGAAAUUCACUAUUCUUUAUAUGGCUCAGGAAACGGCAAGUUUCUUUUGGACCCUGAAAGUGGGGAGCUCAAAACAUUAGCUCCGUUAGACCGUGAAAAGACCCCUGUCUACAAUCUCAUCGCCCGGGCAACUGAUGGGGGUGGGAAGUUCUGUCAAUCAAAACUCCAUCUAAUAUUGGAAGAUGUCAAUGAUAAUCCUCCACUGUUUUCUUCUGACCACUACACUGCCUGUGUCUAUGAGAACACUGCCACCAAAGCCUUGCUAACACGAGUGCAAGCCAACGACCCUGACGUAGGGGUGAACAGAAAGAUUGUGUAUUCCCUGGCUGAUUCUUCAGAAGGUUUCUUCUCUGUGGACAUGUCCUCGGGCAUCAUCAUUUUGGAGCAUCCUCUCGACCGGGAACUUCAGUCUUCCUAUAACGUCACCAUUAAAGCGUCCGACCAGGGCAUUGUGCAGACUCUGUCCUCGUUUGCCACCGUUACAAUUACCGUCCUGGACAUUAAUGAUAACCCCCCUAUCUUUGAGAGGAGAGAUUACCUGGUGGAGGUGCCCGAGGACACCUCCCCAAACACCGAGAUACUUUUCGUGUUUGCGACCAGCAAAGACAUUGGUACAAAUGCGGAGAUCACCUACCUCAUCAGAUCGGGUAACGAAAAAGGAAAAUUCCAGAUCGAUUCUAAAACAGGGUCCAUAUCUGUAAUUGAAGCUUUGGACUAUGAAAUGUGUAAGGACUUCUUCCUGGUCAUUGAAGCUAAAGAUGGGGGCAGCCCAGCUCUGAGUGCUGUCACAACAGUGAAUAUAAAUGUGACAGACGUGAAUGAUAACCCACCAAGAUUUAGCCAAGAUGUCUAUAGUGCAGUCAUCAGUGAAGACGCAUCAGUUGGUGACUCAUUAGUAAUGUUGAUAGCCGAAGAUGUGGAUAGUUCUCCCAAUGGGCAGAUUUCUUUCUCCAUUAUCAGCGGAGAUCAAAACAAUGAAUUUUCAAUUGAUCCUGGCUUGGGACUGAUUAAAGUUAAAAAGAGAUUGGACCGAGAACAGGUUUCAGGAUAUUCAUUAGUCGUGCAGGCUCAAGACAGUGGUAACCCUCCUUUGACCGCCACAGUGACGGUCAAUGUUGACAUUUCUGAUGUGAACGAUAACAGUCCUGUGUUUACACCUGCCAAUUAUACAGCUGUGAUUCAGGAAAACAAGCCAGUGGGAACCAGUAUUCUGCAAUUGGUGGUAACGGAUAAAGACUCCCUGCAUAACGGCCCACCUUUCACCUUCGCCAUCCUGGCUGGAAACAAAGAGAAAGAAUUCAUGCUUGACCAGCAAGGCAUCUUGCGAUCCGCUGUCAUCUUCAAACGCAUGGUAGCCACGGAAUACGUGCUGUGUAUUCAGGCCAAGGAUUCAGGGAAGCCUCAGCAGGUUUCCCAUACCUUCAUUCAGAUCCGGGUGAUCGAAGAAAGCAUCCACAAGCCCACAGCCAUUCCCCUGGAGAUUUUUAUCGUGACCAUGGAAGACGACUUCCCAGGAGGUGUCAUCGGAAAGAUCCAUGCGACAGACCAAGACGUCUACGAUGUCCUCACCUACGGCCUGAAGCCGGAGCAGAAAAGUUUGUUCAAGGUCAACAACCACGACGGAAAGAUCAUUGCCCUCGGAGGGUUGGACAGCGGGAAGUAUAUCCUGAACGUAUCUGUCAGCGAUGGGCGGUUCCAGGUCCCCAUGGACGUGACAGUCAACGUCGAGCAGUUGGCCCAGGAGAUGUUGCAGAACACCGUCACCAUCCGUUUUGAGAACAUCUCCCCGGAGGAUUUUGUGGGUCUUCACAUGCACGGCUUCCGGCGCACCCUGCGCAAUGCUGUCCUCACCCAAAAUCAAGACAGCCUGCACAUCAUCAGUAUUCAGCCCGUGGCUGGCAGCAAUCAGCUCGACAUGCUCUUUGCGGUUCAGAUGCACACCGGCGGCUUCUACAAGCCGGCCUACUUGAUUCAGAAGCUCACCAAUGCAAGGCGACACUUGGAAAAUGUGAUUCGCAUCGCUGCCAUCCUUGAGAAGAAUUGCUCCGGGCUGGAUUGUCAGGAGCAGCAUUGCGAGCAAAAUCUCUCCAUCGAUUCCCAUUCCCUGAUGACUUACAGCACGGCCCGGAUUAGUUUCGUGUGUCCUCGGUUCUACCGAAACGUCCGCUGCUCUUGCAAUGGAGGAUUGUGUCCAGGCUCUAACGAUCCUUGCACAGAAAAGCCUUGCCCAGGAGAUAUGCAGUGUGUAGGCUAUGAAAUCAACCAGAGACUAUUCAUCUGUCAAUGUCCACCUGGAAAACUUGGAGAAUGCUCAGGACAUACUUCCCUGAGCUUUGCUGGGAAUAGUUACAUCAAAUACCGGGUUUCUGAAAAUAGCAAGAAUGAAGAAUUCAAAUUGGGUCUCCGUCUGAGGACUCUGCAAAGCAACGGAAUUAUAAUGUACACCAGAGCAAAUCCCUGUAUAAUUCUGAAGGUUGUGGACGGUAAACUGUGGUUCCAGUUGGACUGUGGUGGUGGACCGGGCAUCCUGGGAAUUUCAGGCAGGACUGUGAAUGAUGGGAGUUGGCAUUCUGUGUUCCUUGAGUUGAACCGGAACUUCACCAGCCUCUCGCUCGACGAUAGCUACGUGGAGAGGCGCAAAGCUCCCCUUUAUUUCCAGACCCUGAGCACCGAUAGCUCCGUUUAUUUCGGAGCCCAGGUCCAGGUAGACAAUAUCCGAAGCUUAACAGACAAGAGGUCCACCCAGGUCUUGAGCGGCUUCCAAGGCUGUUUGGAUUCCAUCGUCCUCAAUAACAACGAGUUGCCCCUCCAGAACAAACGCAGCAGCUUUGCGGAAGUGGUGGGACUAACCGAACUGAAGCUUGGCUGUGUGCUGUAUCCUGACCCCUGUGAACGUAACCCUUGUCAGAACGGAGGAACCUGUAUCAGUGUGCCAUCUGGGGGUUACCAGUGCAGUUGCCUUUCUCAGUUCACUGGACGAAACUGUGAAUCGGAGGUCACCGCCUGCUUUCCAAAUCCUUGCCACAAUGGAGGAUCCUGUGAUCCCAUAGGCAGUGCCUUCAUUUGCACCUGCAAGAGUGGAUUAACUGGAGUGACAUGCGAUGAAGACAUCAAUGAAUGUGAAAGAGAGGAAUGCGAGAACGGCGGCUCUUGCGUCAACGUAUUCGGCUCCUUUCUGUGCAACUGCACUCCCGGGUACGUGGGCCAGCAUUGUGGACUAAGACCCGUGGUGGUUCCUAAUAUCCAAGCUGGCCAUUCUUAUGUGGGUAAAGAAGAAUUGAUCGGCAUUGCCAUUGUUCUUUUCAUCAUCUUUUUGUUGGUAGUCCUCUUCAUUGUCUUCCGCAAGAAAGUUUUCCGGAAAAAUUACUCUCGGAACAACAUUACUUUAGUCCAAGACCCAGCCACGGCUGCUCUGCUCCACAAAAGCAACGGCAUCCAGUUCAAGAACAUGAGGACCAGUGGCGACAGCCGCAAUAUCUAUCAGGAAGUAGGACCUCCUCAGGUCCCAGUGAGGCCAAUGGCCUACACCCCUUGCUUCCAGAGUGAUUCUAGGAACAAUUUGGACAAGAUAGUUGACGGACAUGGGGUGGAACAUCAAGAGAUGACAACCUUCCAUCCGGAAUCUCCCCGGAUCUUGACAGCAAGGAGGGGUGUUGUAGUGUGCAGUGUGGCCCCCAACUUGCCCACGGUAUCUCCAUGUCGUUCUGAUUGUGACUCCAUCCGGAAGACUUGGGAAAAUGGCACUGAAAGCAAAGAACUUGACGACAUGGAAGAGGUAACCUGUUUGUCAGGAAGCAAUAAAGGCAGCAAUUCAGAAGUUCAGUCCCUCAGCUCCUACCAGUCGGAUUCCGGUGAUGAUAACGCUUCCAUUGUGACUGUCAUACAGCUUGUCAACAAUGUAGUUGACACAAUAGAAAAUGAAGUCUCUGGUAUGGAUGAAGGACAGAACUGCAACAGAGCUUAUCACUGGGACACUUCUGACUGGAUGCCGAGUGCGCGUUUAUCUGACAUUGAGGAGGUGCCCCACUACGAGGCCACCGAUGGCAGCUCAGCUCAUCAUGGGAGCACCAGGGAGCUCGAGACGGAUUACUACCUUGGUGGUUAUGAUAUUGAUAGUGACUAUCCUCCACCGCAUGAGGAGGAGUUUUUAAACCAAGACCAGUUGCCCCCUCCCCUCCCAGAGGAUUACCCAGACCACUACGAAGCCCUCCCGCCUUCCCAGCCAAUUUCCAUGGCUGGCACGCUGAGCCCAGAUUGCCAGAGGCGGCCACAGUUUCACCCGAGCCAAUACCUCCCUCCUCACCAGUUCCCCAACGAGAUGGACAACAGUGGGUCUCAGACUGGGAACGAAUUUAGUACUUUUGGCGUUGGCCCAGGACCAAAUACAGGCAACAGCGUGGCCAAGAAACCCUUGUCUUUACACAAUUCUCUAGACGCAUCCUCGUCUGAUGUUUCGAUGGGCUGUGGUUUCGAUGACUCUGAGAUUGCCAUGAGUGACUAUGAAAGCAUUGAGGACUUCUGUCUGGAUCACCAUCAGAUUCACAUUCCUUUUGUGGAGAUCCAUCAGCAGACUCAAGUGUGAAGGAGCUCUCUUCCUGGACUUCAUUGCUGUCAUUUGGUCCUGUUCAUAGCAUAACUCUGUAGCUCUUCUCUUUUGCUUCAUAAGUGUUCUACAUCUGGUGCAGGGUUGAAAUCCAACCAUUUUCAGCCUGCCAAGGAGAUUGAUGUUACACAUGUACAUUACAGGGUGAAAACUGCAGGUUGUCUCGGAAAAUCCAUACCCAAGGUUAGACUUUGAUUAGACUUUGGAGUUAGCAUUUCCUGCUUAUUGCCAAAAGAAAGAUUUCCUGGCGGAAAAUGGUUUGAUGGCAGACUGACCCUUCCACUUCGCCGCAUUGCAUUCUAAACCAUUUUAAACCCUAGACCAGUUAAUCAAUAAAGGAAAGGAUAGCUGGUCAUUUCCCUCCCUAAAACCUUUCUAAAUCAGUUCCUUCACAACGGCUGGUCCAUUAAAUGAAGUAUUUCUACAUUGCCCCAUAUGUUGGCUGAUUGCGUUGAAUGCACUCACUCAUAAACACAACACAAGCCAAUCUUCCUCAGCUUGAUACUUUCCCAGAGGGUUAAGCUGCACUUCCCAUAAUUGCUAAUCAGCAUGCUUCUUGGUCAUUCGGUCUAUGAAUAAUGGGAGUUAUAAUCCAAGACACCAAGAGGACGUCCAAUCAGGAGUGGUUCUAACUCAUGCCUACUGCUCUAACUCUAAAAGAAACAGGGAAUUCGGAAUUAUUUGGCCGUCUUGAUGAGUCAAAUGGUGGGUAUUAAGACGGCCCCCUUAGUCCAAAAAUUUAUGCCACUGAGCCAUCAGUCCUGGCUCAUAUAAACAACAGUGUGUCAACGUGGAAUUUAAUACCUAGAGAUUUCAUUCAUCUUUAAAUACCAUAUACCCUGACCCUGAUUCAGGACUGACCCUGCAGUCGGGAGUUGAAAAAUGGAAUGGUGGAUGGGUUAUUUGUUUGUGUAUUUAUUUAUUUGUUGGAUUCCCUGUCUUCUCCUGAGCCUCAAUUCUUAGGAUACAUCAACAGCAUUUUUUUCCAUUCAUCUUUAGAUACCAUUUACCCUACAGUCUGUAAUGACUAGCCAAGUAAUAUCCACAGGGAGUCCUUUAUCCUUUUACCUCAAAAGAGUGCCAUUGUAGCUGUUGACUCCAUUACCACCAUGUAUUUUAGGGGUGAUGAGGAAAAAGAAAAAAGAAAUCCCAGCCAGAUGAUCUUUUCCACAUGUUUUGAACACUGUUGCCACAUUCCUUGUCUCACUGGAAUUCAAGCUUCCAUCUUGCAUGGAAGAAGGUAACGGGAGAAUCCAGCCUACUAGCAACUGAAAGGAAAAAAAAAUGAUUACUGAUGGAAGGGAAUUAUGGUUUUCGGAUGUCCCCGCAGGUCUUUCGUGGGAUUCAUCUGCGGGGGGGGGGGGGGGUGUCAGAAAAAGUCAAGAUGGGGGCUGCAACCAUGUAACUUAAGGCUCAUUCAUUUUUCAUGUGUGUGUUGCAUACAUAUGACACAUGAAGAUGUAGCUUUGAUCACCACACAAUAGGUUGCCUUCUUGACUUUCGUAAACCACACGUCCCCUUUGCAAAUGCCCAUUUCUCAGUUGUAUCUUGUUUUUUGUUUGAAUGAGUGCUUCCAUCCCAAUGGAGAGAGGUUUUCUAAAAAUUCUUUACACCAAGUGACAAAUUUUGUUUUUACUUGGCUUGCUAAAUUAAAUAUUUCUGGUGUCCUCACACUAAUCGGCACUUAUUUCAGCCUCGGAGGACACCGGUUAAUAGAUCAUAUCAAGCCAAGUGGUUCAAUUAAGUGCCAUGCAAUAAGCAAGGGAGCAGCUUUAUUUUACAAAGGUUAUCUAAAUUUUAUGUUGGAAGUUGAUUGAAUCUGUUGAUUACAACUCCCGUUUCAGGCUAUAAGAAUAUUGUAACUAAGGGUUAUGUAUAAGAAAUGGUCUGGUUGGAAAAACGUGUGUAAAAAAUUAUUUUUCAAGCCAAGACAAAUACACUGCCGGUAUGAAUACUCUAAAUAGUACAAACUAUUAGUGCUUCCUGUCCAGUGAUUUUUUUUUCCCUCUCUUGGGCUUCGCUUCCAAAUAUGGUAGUCUUCUUUUAUAAUGCAUCUAUAAAAUGAUGGUUUUUGUUCACCCUUCUCAGCUUUUUAUGAACCCCUUUCGAAAUAUUUGGGGAUGAGGGAAACAUGGUAUUUGAACUUUGUGUAUGGUAAGGAUGCUAAUGUAUGGAAUUGAAUAAGCUUAGUCAACAGAGGAACUAGCUGAUGUGUGGGUUGACCUACCUUCUCAUGACCAUGAAUGUGUGUGCAUCUGUGCACACACACAUACAUAGACCCACAGAAGAGUUGACAUAAUCAACAUCUCCAAUUGAUUAUGUUCAUAGCUAUUAUAUACCUUGGGGUUGUUUUGAAUGGAUACCAAAGUUGCUACACAUUUGAAUUCUGGACUGUUAUUUGGUUGCACUUAUUUGUCCUCACACAGACACACGCACAUACGCAAAGUUAUUAUGAAGUAAUUCUUCCUGAGUUUUAAAAGGAAUUUUCAAAUAAUGCUUUUUUUUCUUUUUUGGACAUUUAUUAUUAUACCUGAAAUUAAGUGAGAUACCUUUUUCCUCCUACUUUCUAGUAGUCUUCCAUAAAAAAGAAUAAACUGAAAACCUUUGAUAGUUCAAAGUAAGGGGCAUUUUCCACUCUUCUCCUGAAUAACUUGCAUGUUUAUUCUAGAACCCUCUAAAUGUUAAGCUCUUCUUGUCUUACCAAUUCCUAUGCACUUCCUCCUCCUUCCUUUCCCCACCUCUCUCCCAGCAGCUGGCUGCUCACUGCCCCCCCCCCCGGUUGUCCCACUUAUUCCACAGCAUAAUCUGCAUUGUUCAUCCCAGAAUGCAUUGCCCAUUUAUACAUUCCACUGUGUUUACUUUCAGAUUCUCUUGUAAUCUUGCUAUUCAGUUUUAGCUUCGCAUAGGUAAAAGCAUCCUAGACAAGCGAGCUAAAUGCAUUGGCCAGACUCCAGAUGUUUGUAAGCACCUGCAGUUCAGCACAAUUAAUAGGCAUACACACUUUCUCUGCCGGCGUGGUUUUUUUUUUUCUCUCUCUUACUUUCUUUUACAGUAAAUCACUCUGAUUUUUCCUGGCUUUAUCUCAACAGCAACUCGUCUGUCAAUUGGCGUUGAUGACAUGGGGUAAAAGAUUAGUAGUAAGUAAGCCGUAGAUGAUUAAAUGGCAUUGAAGCCAACUGGGGCGUCAGACAGUCUUUGCUCAGCCGCUUUACGCAUAGAUAAUUAACAACCAAUUCAAUGAUUCAAAAAUGGGGAAAUUCCUAUUUCUGAUUGCUCCUAUACAUAAACCAGUGCAGCAUAUCAUAAAGUGGGACAGUUUGAAAAGAGAUGUACGGCCAAUGUAUUUUUUUCAGUAGGAUUUUUUUUUCGGGGAAUACAUAUUUGGUUUAAUUUGGAAGAGAUUUAAGAAAAAUAUCUCCUCCCCACCAACAAGCAGAAAUGGGACAUUUCAGAACUAUCUAACUACGAAUAAUGCAUAGCCGUUGGUGAGUUAAACAGAUGCGGGGGGGGGGGAGGAUCAGGAAAUUAAAGAUGGCAGCUUCAAGUCUCAAAUGGCAUCCGCCAUUUUGAAUUUUCUUGAUGUCCUUAUGCUCUCCUGGUCCUCUAGCAGCCAUGGACAGCUCCAUUGCUUUUGAUAUGACUCAGGUUUUGUUCUAUGCAAGAGUCUUAUUCCUCCUACUACACAAGAUGGCAGCCUGAAGCUCACAGGAAUAAGUGUUUUCCUAAAAAUAAUAUUAAUCCCACAUGAUAAAGCUGCAUCUCGAGCCAAAAAAUCUAAAUUCAGCGUUUUCUCUUUGUUUCCUAUUUACGAGAUGGUAUAAGAAUGCCUAUAUCAUGUGAGCCAUAUCGCACUUGAAGUAGUACUGCCCAGAGGCAGUAUUUAUUAGUUGUGUAAAUACUUGGUACGCAGGUAAGACCUGUCAUCACAGUUGCAUACAAAAUGAGGAAAACUGUGACUUCCACAUUAUAAUGUUGAUAGCAAAGCGAUUUAAUAUUAAUUUACUGCUUUUAUUAGAGAGUCUUUCACAAGCUAAAGAUAAAUAAUUUCAAUAUUGCCACAGAGAACAGAAAUCUUCCCAAAAUUUUGAUGGGGCAUUCUAGCUGAACUGCAUCUUCUAAAUUCAUUCCAUAUAAUUGGGAGUGGAAAAAAAUUUGUUUGCGAUUAUGCAAAAAUUGGAUUUUGGCAUUUCCUUUCUUUGCUCAUUACAUCUCUCCAGUAGUAAAAUCCAUAGUUAAUUUGUCCAGGAAAGAUCAUUAUUUCAAGGCUAUGCACCAAACAGAAGAGCAAUGGAUUUUUUUUUAAUUUAGAGAAAAAAAGGAGAGGUAGUGGGAUGUAAGUACCUUUGUUUCAUCUUUUUUUUAAAGAGCAAUAAUUUACAAAUGUAUUACAGGCCAUAUCCAAACUUCACCAUUGGCAGUGUUAAGAGAAUAAUUGAACUGGAUCGUGGGAAUUCAAGGCCUCACUUAACAUAAGCAUAUCAUUGAAUUCUUGCCAGAACAAUUUUUCAAACCCAGGAUAACUGCUUUUUCAGGAAGUUUAUUUUUUGGGG